Somion occarium is the source of this 1028-nucleotide messenger RNA. The record is from the annotation of a GenBank genome assembly. NCBI's taxonomy places the organism in Eukaryota, Fungi, Basidiomycota, Agaricomycetes, Polyporales, Cerrenaceae.
GCGCCUUCACUAUGUCAAGUCCACAACGACACCCAAGCCCGCUACGACUAGCGGAGUGCCUGGUGUGAGUAUAAGAGCAGAUUGACUCUUCCUGCGCCAAUUCUGCGCAGCGGGUAAGAACCAGACGGCUUGCUCGGCCCGGUCAUAGAUACUUGUCUCUUUCCUUCACGAUCAUCCUCACUGAUUCCUCAGAGCCCUCGGGCUCCUUUGCCAGCCAUGAAUAUCAUCGAAACUCUCUUUGGUCGCACCGUCACACCCGCAGAACGACUACGGCAGCACCAACGCGCUCUCGCGAAGGCUCAACGAGAGCUUGAUCGUGAACGGACCAAACUCGAACAACAGGAAAAGAAACUCGUAGCCGACAUUAAGCGGAGUGCUAAGGCUGGUCAACUAAAUGCAUGCAAGGUUAUGGCAAAAGACCUUGUCCGGACACGAAGAUACGUUCAGAAGUUUUACCAGAUGAGGACACAGCUCCAAGCCGUCGGACUGCGGAUACAAACACUGCGAAGUAAUCAACAAAUGGCCGAUGCCAUGCGUGGUGCAACACGCGCCAUGGGCGCGAUGAACAGAGGCCUUAACCUUCCCCAAAUCCAACGUAUCAUGCACGAAUUCGAAAGGGAGAGUGCAACGAUGGAUAUGAAGGAAGAGAUGAUGUCUGAUGCUGUAGACGAUGUCAUGGAGGAGGAAGAAAAUGAGGAAGAGGAGGGCGAUAAGAUCUUGAAGCAGGUGUUGGAUGAGAUCGGUGUAGACCUCUCGCAGCAGCUCACCGAAGCACCGACUGGUCUGGCCAUUUCUUCGCCACUUACAGAUUCACGACAACCUGUUGCAUUGGGAGAUGGCGGCGGUCCGACCCAUGCAGCUGGUGGUGCAGGUGCAGACAUGUCCGACGAAGAUGCUCUUCAAGCGAGGCUAGAUGCACUUAGACGAGGAUGAGGAUCGGCGAUGACAGUGAUGCGUGUUUUGUGUUUUGUGUUUUGUGUUAUACCCUUGUAUAUGUCCGUGACGACUCCAAAUGAUAAGUUAUGUAC